AUGAACAGACAGACGUUUUUUGCAAGCUCCACCGUUGGACGAAAGGGCUUCAGUUCAGCUUCUGAUGCUUGUGGCCUAAGUGGACACAGAACAUGUGUGGCCUCUGUAGGCCCGCCGGUCGAAAGAUGUAAAGUUGGUGGCUACAGCAGCAGGAGUGUCUGCCACCCGGGUGGAAGCACAAGAAUUGCCGAUGCUGGAUGCCACGGAGGUUAUGGCUAUGGUGGCACAGCUUGGGGCAGUGUAGGUUAUGGCAGCUCUGGAGGUUUUAGCGGCAGGGUAGGUCUUUGCGGACCCAGAGGCUAUGGAACUUUUGGAGGUUAUGCCGAUUGCAGGAGCGAUGGUAUCCGAGGGGUCAGCGUCGAUGAGUCCCUCCUGAAGCCGCUCUGCGUGGGAGUUGACCCACAAGAACAUGAGGCACGAGAACACGAGAGGGAGCAGAUGAAGACCCUGAACAACCAAUUUGCCUGUUUCAUUGACAAGGUUCGACACCUGGAGCAGCAGAACAAGGUGCUGGAGACCAAAUGGAACCUCUUGCAGCAGUGUGUUCCUCCAGCCCCACAGAAAAAUCUCGAGCAAUGCUAUGAGAAUUAUAUUUGCAGCCUGAGGAAGCAGCUUGAGGGCUUGUUAAGUGACAAGGAACAACUGACCUGUGAAGAGUCUGUGUCAAGGAAGCUUGUGGAUGAAUUCAAAUGCAAAUACGAAGAGGAAAUCAGCAGGCGCACAGCGGCAGAGACCGAGUUUGUGGUGCUCAAGAAGGAGGCGGACUCUACCUUGCUGCAUAAGGAAGAGCUAGAGGUGAACACGACCUUGUCGAAGCAGAAGCUGGAAUUUCUGAGAUGUGUUUUUGAUGAGGAGAGAGCUCAGAUGGAUGGCCGGUUCUGCGACACCGCAGUUGUUGUGAAAAUGGACAACAGCAGAGAGCUGGACACGGACUGCAUAAUCAAGAACGUUGAAGGCUGGUAUAAAGAGAUUGCUCAGAGAAGCAAAGAAGAAGUUGAUGUUUUGUACCAAACCAGGUUCGAGGAGCUUCAGGACAAAAGGGGCAGAUUCUGUGAGGAUCUAGAGAGAAACAAGCAUGAGAUUGCAGAGCUAACCCGUCUGAUCCAGAAGCUGCAGUGUGAGACUGACCAUGUAAAGAAACAGAUUGCCUGUCUGCAAACAGCCAUUUGUGAUGCUGAGCAGCGCGGUGAUUGUGCUCUUAAAGAUGCUCGAGGUAAACACAUGGAACUGCAGAACGCUCUCCAGAAGGCCAAGGAUGAGCUGGCAUGCAUGCUGCGUGAUUACCAGGCGCUCCUGAAUGUCAAGCUGGCCCUGGAUAUCGAGAUCACUACAUACAAGAAACUGCUGGAAGGAGAAGAAAGCAGAGACAAGGAGGAACUCAACAGGCCCGUGGCUACAGAGAAUGAGUUUGUGGUGCUGGAGAAGGUGACACAUUCAGGUGGCUAA
Gopherus flavomarginatus (Mexican gopher tortoise) is the source of this 1446-nucleotide messenger RNA. RefSeq names its product keratin, type II cytoskeletal 5-like. Gene Ontology annotation, cellular component: keratin filament. Gene Ontology annotation, biological process: keratinization; intermediate filament organization. The transcript is spliced from 8 exons. NCBI's taxonomy places the organism in Eukaryota, Metazoa, Chordata, Testudines, Testudinidae. The coding region runs from base 1 to 1446 and encodes 481 amino acids. Gene Ontology annotation, molecular function: structural constituent of skin epidermis. The record is from RefSeq and is a predicted model, not a curated record.